Paraglomus brasilianum is the source of this 1479-nucleotide messenger RNA. Lineage: Eukaryota; Fungi; Glomeromycota; Glomeromycetes; Paraglomerales; Paraglomeraceae. The record is from the annotation of a GenBank genome assembly.
AUGAAUAUUAGACAACCCCUACGCCUAGCUACAAGAAUUUCUCACGUAUGCGGCACCACACUUUCCUUUACGACCAUAAGUCGUCCUCGUUCUUAUUCCCCUCUUCCUAAACAUGCCCUCGUAAAACUUUCCCUACCUUCACACUUCUCUCGUUCUUUCCACAUAACACCUCCGGCCAAAGGCCCGCCAGCAUUUCUUCUCAUAUUCAAAUCUACUACUGGUGCUGCCUCGCUUCGAAUACUCUCCAACUUUUUCCUUUCUUUUCUUCCCUUAGCUCUUCGUUCCAAAAGGCUCUCACCUCGAAAACGGCGCAUUCUUCUCGGUUUAUCCACGAUAAUUCCCGUUACCGGAUUUACAAUUACAUUACUCUCUGGGCUAGAACAAGCACCACAUACAAAUAGAUGGAGGGUAUCGUUCAUGAACGAAGAAGAGGAAUACGCCCUAUGUCAUGAGGCGUUUAUGAGAGAAAUAGCAAAUUGUACAGAUAGAGUUGUCGGACUGGAUAAGAAAGAUGCCAUGUUCGUUCUUCAUGUUGCCGUGAAUUUAGUGACUGGAUUAGACGAUAAGAUGAAUCGGUUACGAAACGUUAGUAUUAAAAAGAAUAACAAUGCCGAUAUAGAAAAUGAAAAUUUUGGAAAUGUUGACAUCAAUAAUGAGAAUGUAGGAAACGGAAAGAAUGGUUAUGGCAUUAAUGAAGUAAACAAAGACUUGUACCCGAGGAAACAGACAAAAGAGUUGAUUAAAUUAAAAACGAACUUUAAAGACAAUGAGACGGAUGAAGCGAGUGCGAAUCAUAUUGACGAAGCGAGGCCAUUUCAUAUUUAUGUUAUUGAUGAUGACAAUAUAGUGAACGCGUGUGCCUUUGGAGCUACAAGAAGGAUUAUCGUUUAUACAGGUUGGUUAAAAUUUAUCAACUAUAACGAAGAUUACCUUGCAACAACUCUUGCACAUGAGAUGGCACAUAUAUUACAAAGACACUCAAGUGAAUUUUUGGGAUUCUCUCAAGUCAUAGUGACGGUAGCAGCUGAGGGUUUCGUCCACUCGUUAUUCGGUCCACGCUACAGUCAAAAACAAGAAAGGGAAGCUGAUCUAGUCGGUAUGCAACUACUCGCAUUAGCUGGUUAUAAUCCCAACAAAGCUGUUGAACUCUGGUCUCUUUCUGCUGCAAAAUCUCAUAAUUCUGCAGCAACAUCAAAUUCGAAUGAUAUUGGGUUUGAAUCGACCCUUGUUGACGAGGAAGAUUAUGCAAAUGAAGUACUGAAAUCGUUAGAUUCUUAUUUUUCAACUCAUCCUUUAGAUGAAGAACGGGCAAAGUAUUUGAUUGCUGCAUUACCAGAUGCAGAGGAGCUGUAUGAGAGAGCAGUUGGUGAAAGAGGUAGGGCCAGGCAGUUUAAGGAAACAGAAGUUGUGGAAAACUGGGAUGUCAUGAACUUAGUAUCGGAUUUGUGGGGUCGAUUGACAAGGAAAAGUUUCUUCUGA